UCAAAUCAAAUAAAAAUAAAUAAAUAGGAAGAGCCUUCGAAAUGUCUGGGCAAAAAAAUAAUUGGCGCUUAUCCAGUUCCCAAGUGUUUGAAAGAUUGCAAUCCGAGUACGAACCCAGAGUGAACCAACUGGAAAAUGAUGUUUACGAGUGCUGCCGAAUUCUGAACAAUGUAAAAAAAGCUGAAGAUAGCGCAACUAUAUGGAAAAACCAUAGGGAAAUGGAAAAGUAUGUAUCCUGGGAGUUAGACAUGCGAGAUUUUCCCAUGGAAAAUAUUUGCAUUCAGCUGAAGGAUAAACACGUUUUCGUUCGGGCCUAUUAUAAGAAUCUGGACAUCAAUCGAGAAAUUCUUAUGCCCCAAAAUGUGGAUAUCUCAAGAAUUACGGCGAUUCUGACACACCGCGGAAUUCUUACCAUAUCAGCUCCAAUUGUGGUACUGAUAUCAGACGACCAGAAGCUGUGGCUUUGAACUUUUAUAUUGCAUUAUAUUCGAUUUUGUAUGUUAUGUUAU
Messenger RNA from Drosophila erecta, 509 nucleotides. RefSeq lists its product as uncharacterized. Lineage: Eukaryota; Metazoa; Arthropoda; Insecta; Diptera; Drosophilidae. The transcript has a single exon. The coding region runs from base 42 to 467 and encodes 141 amino acids. The record is from RefSeq and is a predicted model, not a curated record.